Pistacia vera is the source of this 527-nucleotide messenger RNA. RefSeq names its product eukaryotic translation initiation factor 2 subunit beta-like. Lineage: Eukaryota; Viridiplantae; Streptophyta; Magnoliopsida; Sapindales; Anacardiaceae. Gene Ontology annotation, molecular function: mRNA binding; translation initiation factor activity; translation initiation factor binding. Gene Ontology annotation, biological process: formation of translation preinitiation complex; translational initiation; formation of cytoplasmic translation initiation complex. The record is from RefSeq and is a predicted model, not a curated record. Gene Ontology annotation, cellular component: eukaryotic translation initiation factor 2 complex.
UGGGAAGGGAGUGAUCGUGAUUAUGAAUAUGAGGAGCUUCUCGGUAGGCUCUUUAAUGUUCUCCGAGAAAAUAAUCCUGAACUUGCUGGAGAUAGGCGUAGAACUGUUAUGAGACCUCCCCAAGUUCUUCGCGAGGGAACAAAAACUGUGUUUGUGAAUUUCAUGGAUCUCUGCAAGAUCAUGCAUCGGCAGCCAGACCAUGUCAUGGCAUUCUUGCUCGUGGAACUGGGUACAAGUGGAUCACUUGACGGACAACAAAGAUUGGUUAUGAAGGGUAGAUUUGCUCCCAAAAAUUUUGAACUGAUACUGCGUCGUUAUGUCAGUAAGUAUCUUGUAUGUUUUGGGUGCAAAAGUCCCGACACGGUACUUUCGAAGGAGAAUCGUCUCUUCUUUCUCAGAUGUGAGAAGUGUGGCUCCGGACCGUCAGUUGCUCCAAUCAAAGCUGGUUUUGUUGCCCGUGUUGGCCGGAGGAAUGCUGGGACCUGAGCUCCCUCCUAUUCCGGUUCUGAGUUGAGGUUAAUAACUAU